AUGAUUUCGUCCUCGUUCGCCCCGAGUCUCACGCGGAGGGAUACGGCCAAGUCGACUGGUGGAUAUGAAAACACCCAUGGAGGAAUCCCGCCAGUGUCGAGUGGUGGAGGACCGUUUGGGCCGCAGAGUGCUGGUGCCAUAUAUCAACAGAUUCACGAGAUGGCCGCCAAGCGGAUCUCAACUUUGGGAUACUUGAGGAAGGCACUCGAAGGCCGCGUUUACUGGUUCAAUACAGUGCAUUUCUCCAGGGCAGACAUCAGUCGCAUGCCGUACUUCGAUGCCCGGAAGCUCUCGCGCCGGGCUGUCAACUACCUGCUUCUUGGUCUAUCCAUCCCACCGGUCCUCGAUGCCAGCUCAACCCCGUUCGAAUACCUGCGAGCUCUUAACGCCCUCCUCCUCGAAUUCGAAGCUUACCAACAAGUCCACCCGCCAGACGGAAGUUCCUCAUCCAGUCUCGCCCGAGCUCGUAUCCCUCAGAUGUUCAAGCGGGCAGCACACGCCGGUACCAAAACUCGGCGGGCCAGUUCUGCGACGGAUAUUGGACUGCCAAUGCAAACCAGCGACCCGUCGGACCUCAAAAGCUCGGGCAACAGCAUUACGUCGCCAUCCACCGCCGCAGCGGCCUCAAUGAUCUCGUUCCCCCUCACCGAGUCCUCCGAUCUUCUUCCUGGUGAAGAAUACACAUACCUCCUGACGCCAUCGUUGCCCUUCGAGCCAGAUUUCUUCGAGACAUUCGCUACUCUGUGCGACGUCUUGAUUGACUGCUAUACUCGGAUUUUGAGUCUGGUCUCGUCCCCGUCCACCUGCACAGUAGGGCUGGGUGAACUGUUCUCCAAAGCAGAUGCCAAAUUGCGCAAAAUCAUGGUCGCAGGUGCAGUGCGGGAGUUCGAAGAUGCGAGCCGUAAUAGCGUCAAGAAUGAGGUUUCUGGUGUCAGUCGUGUGGUGCUUGGUGGGUUGAUGGGGUAG
Messenger RNA from Penicillium argentinense, 966 nucleotides. RefSeq lists its product as uncharacterized. Lineage: Eukaryota; Fungi; Ascomycota; Eurotiomycetes; Eurotiales; Aspergillaceae. The transcript has 2 exons. Bases 1 to 966 code for a protein of 321 amino acids. The record is from RefSeq and is a predicted model, not a curated record.